AUGAGGUUUGAGGAGAUCCUGGACGAUGUUGGCGGCUUCUCCAAGUUCCAGUUCCUGCUGCUGUUGAUCCUGUGCAUCCCCCGAGCCAUCCUGCCCCUCCACUUCCUCCUGCACAACUUUGUCUCUGCGACGCCUCCUCACCGCUGCGCCCUCAGGAGCCUGGAAGACGGUGACGGGAUGUCGCCGAACUCCGACCCCGAGGCGCUGGCCCUCAGGAUCCCCCGUCAGCAUGACGGCUCCUUCAGCUCCUGCAGAGUCUACGACCCCCCGUUGACCCUUGACCUCAGCCAAGGAAACAGCACAGCACCUUGUCCACAUGGCUGGAUCUACGACCAAUCACAGUUCAGCUCCACAACUUCGUCAGAGUGGGAUCUGGUGUGUGAAGACAAACAGCUGAAUCAAGCUCUCGCCACCUACUUCUUCCUCGGGGUGACGUUUGGAGCCGUUCUGUUCGGACAGCUUUGUGACAGGUUUGGUCGAAAGUCGAUGCUUCUGGUGGCUUUAAUCGCUGCCACCACGCUGGGAGUCACCGCCGCCUUCUCUACCUCCUACGUCAUGUUCGCCGUCUGCAGGGCGCUCUGUGGCGCGGCCCUCAGCGGGAUGUCCAUCAUCGGCGUGGCCCUCAGUAUCGAGUGGACGGACGUGAAGCACCGUACCUUUACCGGUACCGUCAUGAGUUUGUCGUGGAGCGUGGGGAACAUGGUCCUGGCCCUGCUGGCCUACUUCAUACGAGCCUGGAGACACCUGACGCUGGCGGUGACGGCGCCCUGCAUUGCUGCCAUCGUCUCCUGGUGGUGGCUGCCGGAGUCAGCCCGCUGGCUGCUUGCCAGCGGCAGAGCAGAGGAAGCCAAGAAGUAUCUGGAUCAGUGCGCUAAAAUGAACGGGAAGAUCGAAUCCACAUCCAGACUGGACUCUGAGGCUCUGGGGAAGGCGACGGUGUCUGAGGUGGCCGAGAAGAACCACUCCUACCUGGAUCUGGUCAAAACACCCCAGCUGAGGAAGAUCACCCUCUGUUCCGGGUUGUACUGGUUUGCUGUUGCCUUCCUGUACUACGGGAUCAGCUUCAAGAUCUCAGGUUUUGGCGUCAGUAUCUACCUCACGCAGUUCAUCUAUGGCGCCAUCGAAGUUCCCGCCAAAAUCUUGACCUUCUUCGUCCUGGACUGGAUCGGCCGGCGGAACGGCCAGGCGGGGUUUCUGAUCACAACGGGAGCUCUGAUUGGAGUAAACACGGCUAUACCUUUAGAGUAUUCAGUGCUUCGUACGUGUAUCGCUGUGGUGGCGAAGGGUUUCUCAGAAGCGGCGUUCACCACCGCGUUCCUCUACUCAGCUGAACUCUUCCCAACCAUCCUCAGGCAGUGUGGGUUAGGCUACACCUCGUGCCUCUGUCGGAUCGGGAGCGCCCUGGCUCCGAUGAUCAUACUACUGGAGGACAUCUGGCUUCCUCUGCCGCCGCUGAUCUUCGCUGGGACAGGGAUGGUCAGCGGCAGCUUGGUCUUCAUGCUCCCAGAGACGCUCAACGCCCGUCUGCCUGAAAACAUCUCCGACGUCGAGGAGGGAAGACACAGACAUAGUCAUGCAAAGGGAGAUGCAAAGAUUGAGAAGAAAAGAAGGUCUGCAGACUCGGCAGCCCCGCAGAACAGCUGAUCAGCUGAUGGUCCUGGCUGGUCACAUGAUGAACUGGUCCUGCAGUCUGCGGGGAGUCUGAAGGAAUCGGUGCUUUAUGACUUGAUACAGAAUUAGUUUUUUAGUAAUUUCAGUCUUGUGUAAAGACGUGUUUUAAAACCUUGUAGCUGUCGAUGAUGUUCAGCUGACUGUAAGUUCUGAGCUCCAGGUGGUGGAUUCUCACUGUCUGGGUUCAGGUACCUGCCACUUUGCACAGAAUUUACUGAUUUCAA
Messenger RNA from Micropterus dolomieu (smallmouth bass), 1895 nucleotides. It is a transcript of the gene slc22a7a, whose product is annotated as solute carrier family 22 member 7a. Gene Ontology annotation, molecular function: transmembrane transporter activity. NCBI's taxonomy places the organism in Eukaryota, Metazoa, Chordata, Actinopteri, Centrarchiformes, Centrarchidae. Gene Ontology annotation, biological process: transmembrane transport. Gene Ontology annotation, cellular component: membrane. The record is from RefSeq and is a predicted model, not a curated record. Bases 1 to 1644 code for a protein of 547 amino acids. The transcript is spliced from 10 exons.